Acyrthosiphon pisum (pea aphid) is the source of this 1933-nucleotide messenger RNA. Its product is annotated as UDP-glucuronosyltransferase 2B18. The record is from RefSeq and is a predicted model, not a curated record. Gene Ontology annotation, molecular function: UDP-glycosyltransferase activity. Bases 92 to 1657 code for a protein of 521 amino acids. NCBI's taxonomy places the organism in Eukaryota, Metazoa, Arthropoda, Insecta, Hemiptera, Aphididae. The transcript is spliced from 4 exons.
AACGCUAACGUCCAAUACGCAGGUAACAGUUGGAGUUCGAACGCGUGAUGGUAACAACCUAACAAACGUAGUUAUUCAAACGUCAAAUGAUAUGGCUUUCGAAUCGAAAAAAAUGUACUUACCUCUAUUUUCAAUAUUAAUCUACACGUUUGCUGGUUCGUGGAUACCUGCAGCACCCGCCGAGGGUGCGAGAAUAUUAGCCGUGGAGACGGUUGGAGGUAAAAGCCACUGGAACUUUAUGAGCGCAAUUCUUCGGGCGCUGGUGGACAACGGACACAAUGUCACCGUGUUCACGCCGUUCACAGACGGAAACCGUGAAAACUAUACGGAAGUUUCCACGUCUACCGAAGCCACGGUCCUCCUGGACGGGGAGCUCGAAGAUUUGAUCGAUAAAUACGGCGACCCGAUUAAAAUCGUGGGUCAGAUGGCAAAAAUGAGCAGACAUUUUUGCGACGUUGUUUAUCAAAAUAGUAAAAUGAUAGAGGUGUUGGCCAAUAAACGUUCUGAUUUCGACAUAGUUCUAAUCGAAUCGUUAUACUCGGAGUGCGUGUCGUACGUCGCCGUCAAGUUAAACUUACCGCUCAUAUACGUCCUACCAAUACCGACUAUGGAUAUAACCUCACGUCUGUUUACGGGGCACAUGUCCAACCCCGCCGUAGUUUCCACUAGCAUGGCACGUUUUAGUGUUCCCAAAACAUUUGUCCAGAGAUCGGCCAAUAUUGCUUUUUUGAUUUACGCGUCAAUCGUAUACAAAAUAAGCGAACUGAUUCUGAUGUACAAUGAACCGAGAGAGUACGAUUUGCACGCGCCCAUCCCACCGUCUUUGGUAUUUGUAAAUAGACAUUUCACGAUCGAACCGGCAAGUCCUAUACCGUCGAAUGUUGUGGAAAUAGGUGGAAUACAUUUGAAAGCAACUAAGAAGUUACCAAAAGAUAUAUUAGAAUUCAUCGAACAAUCGCCUCAUGGUGUUGUCUAUUUCACUUUUGGUUCAACUGUUAAAAUGACUUCAUUACCAGAACACAUCAAAAAAGCAUUUAUGGAUGCACUCGCACAAAUACCUCAAAGAGUGUUAUGGAAAUAUGAAGAUGAAAUGGAAAAUAUACCAAAAAAUGUUAUGGUUAAAAAGUGGCUACCUCAACGUGAAAUUCUUUUGCACCCCAAUGUGAAACUCUUCAUCAGUCACGGAGGUAUAUCUGGGUUAUAUGAAGCUAUAGAUGGCGGUGUUCCCGUUCUCGGUUUUCCUUUAUUUGCUGAUCAGCCAAAAAAUAUCGAUAGUUUAGUCAAUGCAGGAAUGGCUAUUUCUAUGGAUAUUUUGUCAGUAACAAAGGAUGCGUUCUUAAAAAAUGUUUUAGAACUGAUCAACAAUGAAAAGUACAAGGAAAAUGGUAAAACUGCGUCGAAAAUAUUCAGAGAUAGGCCUAUGUCACCAGCAAGUCUAGUUGUGUACUGGACAGAGUAUGUUCUACGUCAUAAAGGGGCUCCCCAUUUGACAUCUCAUGCAAUUAACCUAUCGUGGUAUCAAUACUAUAUGUUGGAUCUCAUUGCUUUUAUAUUAGUUUUUAUUAUUUUUGUUGUUUUUGUUUCCUACAGAAUAUUCAAAUCUAUUUCCAAAUACUUUUCAAGUUACUCUAGAAAUAUUAAAUCGAAAUCUGAAUAAUUAAUUAUACUCAUAUUAUAAUAUUAUAAGGUAUUUCUACACUUAUAGAUAGGUACUUCCUAUACUAUAUGAUGCAACUGGUGUAAAGGGUACAAUUUUAUUUUAUUCAAAAUAAAAUCACAGAGUUUCAAAUUUUGAUAAUUUUCUCCAUCAUUUGUAUACAUUUAAGUGACUAUUAAUUAGAAAAUUAAUUAAUUAUUCAUGUUUUUAUAUUAAGUGCUGAAUAGUUUACUAUUGAACUAUUAUACCUAAGGUAUACCUUAAGGUUGUUAUGAA